Molecule: messenger RNA, 10530 nt
Organism: Macrosteles quadrilineatus (aster leafhopper)
Lineage: Eukaryota; Metazoa; Arthropoda; Insecta; Hemiptera; Cicadellidae
Product: NCK-interacting protein with SH3 domain
Exons: 15
Coding region: 80-2131 (683 amino acids)
Biological process (GO): endocytosis
Molecular function (GO): protein binding; Arp2/3 complex binding
Source: RefSeq, a predicted model, not a curated record
CUCUUCUUGAGCUUGAGGUAUUAGGUUUUAGGGAGAGAGCCCUAUUAAAUUUAGAAGUUCUAAAUUGUACUAACAAUGAAUGGACCGAAGGGUUGGGUGCAAAAUUUUUGAUGUUAACAUUCUACUUUAUUUUAGCAAAGCAAUAUUAUUUUAUUUCAAUCUCCAUCAUUACACUAUGUCAAAUAAAUCACAUGAAAACAGUGGACAUCAUGUAGAGGCUGAGAAGUUUCAAAACGAAACAGAGAUGCUCAGAGCGAUGUAUGACUUUGAGUCCACAAUUCCCCAGACAAUCAAUUUCAGCAAGGGGGACUUCUUUGUCUUGCAUCCUAGCGUCAACAAGCAGAGAAAUUGGUGGCACGUAAUCAGUGUCACCGGCCAAGUUGGUUACGUGCCUAAUAAUUAUGUCCAGACUGUAGAGGUUGGGUCAAAAUGUGUACUAGACUUCUUAAUUAAAUGUAUAAAGGCAUUGGAGAAAGAAAACCAAGUCCAAAGCAGCUCGAGACGGCAAGAUUUAAUAAACGAGUUGAAGAAACGUAGACACCAUUUAGCAAUGCGCAUUGCUCCCAGAGAUUCCCGAUCACCUGUGCCGCCACAAAGAGUAUCCUCAAGUCCAUCUACGCCCCGGUGCAGUAGUGCUCUCGCCUUCGCCUCCAACUCUCACACUCAACAUAACACGGAUAUAUUUUCCAAUCUGGGCAAAAACGCAACUUUACCAAAGAGCAAGAAGCGAGACGCUCCCAAAAAGCCAGUCAGGUCUGCAACCUCAGAAACCAACAAUCUUGUCAGUGGCACUAACACCACCGGAGAGCCAAGGGAUGAGUUACCAAGCUGUCCAAACGGGCAGAUUCUAGGCCACGACCCAGAGACAAUCUAUAGCCUUGUUCAGGAGGUGAGGAAGGCUACACAUCUCAACUAUGAUCUGUCCAAAGUCGCUAUCAAUGUAGUACUGCGAGGUCUGCUGGACCUUCUACCCUCCCCCUCUAGCCCUCACCUCUCAGCAAUACAAACACUGCUGGCAGGAGAUCUGAGCAUGCCUGCUGCAGUGAUUGAUAAGACUCAUGAUGCUCAACGACUGAGACUGGUGCUGCAAGAACUAGUCAGCUGCAAGGAGGAUGCCCAGCAAAGGUCUUGGGAACUGUAUGAGGAUGAAGCAGUUAUAUCAGAGUAUCUCCAUGAACUCAUAUCCAUUCUGGAAAAUGCAGACCCAGUUAUAUGCAGAAGAGUGCUGUCCAUGAAUGGUUAUGAUGAAGUCUGCACACUGCUGCAAUACUAUCAAAUGGAGGUGCGUUGGCCUAUCAGACAGUUGCUGAUCCAAGCAUUCUGUCUCAUGUGUUCUGUUCAUCCUCCAGUCAUUCCCAUUCUUCUCAACUCUGUUCUGCCUAUGGAACUUGCCAGAGACAUGAUGAGCAACACACGAAACAUUGACAGACUCACCAACUCUUCUGCCUUGCUCACAAGGAUAUUUUCCACGGGGGAAAACAUGCCUGUCACUCACCUGGAACAUGUAGGACUUGAGUUUGUGACGUUUCUUCUGGCAUUCAUCGAGGAGCCUCCAGAGACAGACUCGGACGAUGUCAUCCCCGACACGUUCCUGCGUGUUGUGCUUGCCUACAACUUGCAAUUCCCCUUCCACUCCAGUACCAACCUUGUCCUGGAGGCUUUAGCAAGAAGACACAACGCCAAGGUGUUCACAGAGAAGAUCCUUCUGAUACUUAACCGAGAGGAAGACCCACUUAGAACGUACACAUCUUCACCGUCUGCGAAAAAUCCAAUGUUCAAGAUGUUCUAUGAUUUGUUCAGCUCAGACAAAACCGCAGCUCUCUUUUACACCAAUGACAUCAAAGUGUUGAUUGACAUCGUUGUUAGACAGCUGACUGAUCUGUCUCCAGGAGAUUUGCGCCGCUCGGAGUAUCUGAAACUGUGCCGAAUGGUUCUGCGCAACAGCAACUACUGUGAAUACAAGCAUCGCCUCUCAGAUCUGCAGAAGUGCUUCACCAGGAUAUUCUGUGAAGAUACAUCGGCCUCUCAUAAUGAUCAAGCUCUUGUUCGGGAGAUAUCCAACGAGUUCCCUCAAUACUUCAAGGGUCAGAUUUGCAUCACUAAGCCACUCAUUAUCGGGAGUCUAUUGUAAAUAACGAAAAUUUGCAAGUAUGAAAGACGGACCAGUUGUAAAUUUAUGCUCAGAAUAAAAUAGAAUUUUUUUUCCUGAGAGAUGUUUCAUGGCUGUCUUAAGUUUUGUGAGUAGAUAACAGAAUGUAAAUGUAAAAAACUUAGUGUUAUGUAAAACCAGUUUUAAGGUUGAAAUGAAUUAAGAUUUUAAAAAAUUAUUUAAUUUUUUGAAGAUGAAAACAUUAUCACCUGUGAUAUUCUAUAGAGUAGCAGUGACAAAAAUAAUAAUGGCUGUCCAAUUAGCAAGUUAUCAAACAGUAAGAGUAUCCCUAUUACAUGGUGUAUUUUUGUAACCUGCAAGUCGGUGUCGUGGGAGUAAGAUAUAUAGAUGUUGUGACAAAUUUAUACAAGUUUUAAAUAAUCAGUUCAAUGCACACGUCAUAUAUUUCAAGCACUUAUUACUAUGUUAAGGUUGUAUAAUUGUGUUUGAAAUAGUUGAAUUUGAUGUUAUUCGCGAGUAUGUAAUGGAGUUGUACUGCAAUGUUUGCCUACUUGCAUUUUAUAAGACUUUUAUCUCUUGUCUAUCAGAUCUUCCAUAUGUUGAUAACGAUUUAUGUGAAUUGGUAAAGUUUGCAAAAAUAAUAAGAUCCAAGCAAAGCACCUAAUGAUUGAAAACAAUUUUACUGUAGAGGAUUAUACGAUUGCUAUGUAUAACUCCUGAAGAUGCUCAAAGUGAUAGGCUGCUUUUAGAGUUAGUUAUCCUAAAGUUUUAUAAUAUUAUAUCCCUUUAAUAAAACUAACUAUACAUACAUAUUGACAUUCAAUGAUUGGGAAGCAAGUAUAUAUUUAUGUUUUAAUAUAGCUAUAAUUAUUUAUAAUGAGGCAUUUUGCAUAUAAAUGUAUUGUUGAUUCUAUAAUAAGAACAUUAUAUUAUGUACUAGGUGUCCAAAACCAUUCAUGCUCGUAUUAUAAAUACAGAACCUUUAUUAACGCCAGAGGUGCCCAUCCCUUUAAGGCCAGAAGCACAAAUCUCCCCUCCCCUUUUCUUACAGCACCUUUCCCACGCCAAAAAUAACAUUUCAAGGAUUUAAUAAUACAGUAGAACCUCGAUAAGAAGUGUCCUAAGGGGUUUAGAAAAAUAAAUGUGUUAUCGAGGUGCUCGUCUUGGUGAGAGUUGUGUUAUUAAGGUCAUUUUGACCUGUAGCCGUGUCAUCAAGGUUAUUAAAAGCACUGAGCAUCUUUAUAAUGAGUAUUUCAGAGCUUAUGCAAACACAUAAUUGCAUUCAAAUCAUAAUGAUAUAGUGAAGAACUAAUAAUAUUGUGUGACCAUUUGAAAUAGGUUAUAAAAUAAAAUUUAAUUACAAUAAAAAACAAUAUAGUUUAAAUUGUUGAAUCGUACAAUAAUACAGUACUGUACAUACAUUAGGCUACCAGACAAAAAAGUCAUUUAUUUUAGUUUGCUUUGCCUUACUUACGUAGCUAGUCCAAGGCACUAUCAUUUACAGUUAUCGAUUUAACAACAAUUUCACAUAUGGGUAGAUCGUUCUUCUUUUAGAAAAACACUUCAAUACUUUUACAGCGUUACGUGCGUCUUUGCACGACGGGCCCGGUAGAUCAACACUGUCUUCAUCAGCUUUGUCCUCGUCUGAUCCUGGUCCCUCGACUUCACCCUGGUUUUCAAGAAUUUAUUCAACAAUGUCUGAAUCUUUUAGUUUUACACAAAUCUCCACAUUGUCGUCCAAGGUCACAAACUCUUCAAACUCCAAUCCUUUGACAUUGAGUGACACGGUAACUUGCCGCCAAUCUGCUGGACUUACGUCUUCUACUUCUGUCAGUGGUGCUGGCAUAAUGUCAAUGUCUGGGUCAUCCGUAGUUUCUUGAGAGACUUUAAAGCCACAUUUCUUAAAGCAAUUAGCGAUGGUAUUUUCGGAGAUGUUGUUCCAAGCUUUGCUGGUCAUCCACAUUGCAUCGAGAAUGUUAAUUUUCAGUGGCAUGUCUUCUAAAAUGUUAAGGUAGAGACUCACUAAGCCCUUUCGGUACAAAACCUACCUUAAAGUUUUUUAUGAUUCAUUGGUCAUGGUUUAGACAGGAUUACCGCACAACAGACGCACAAAACAUUCGCAGCUCACAAGCACAAAAAACAAUAUUAGACUUGAGACGAAACAAUGAUAAUCAAUAAUACAGUAAAGCGCAAUGAAUAAUUGCCACUGAUCUGUUGGAAGAUAAAUGAUGUUCUGAAAAAUAUGUGUGUGGUAGGUUCGCAUGGAGUAAGGUUAUCUUAUCGCUAGUUGGACUAUCUUGUUUCCUCCAGAACAUCCGUUCUGACAAAUUCCCAUGGGAACUGUUUCAUACAGCUAUGUAGAGUCGUGUUAUCAUGGUUGACUUCACUAAACCUCGUACAUACACAAAAAACGUAAAAAUGGCCAAAACUAUUAAGCCUUGAUUCGGAGGCUUAAUUUAAACAAAAUGAAGUAUAUGUGUGUAUAUCUGAAUUUGAACGGAUGGUGUUUUAGGCAUCUAGUGACUUCAAAACAAAAAGUAAAUCGGUCCUGUGUCCUACCAUGAGACCUACAGUAAUAGCCUUUUAUAAAAAAACAGCUCAUCUGUCAAUAUGAAAUGUUUAUUAUGAACAUUUGUUUUCCUAUAGAUAGUAAACUAUGGGGACAAAGAAAAAGUCUUGAUAUUGAAAUGAUGAUAUGAUUAUGCUUAUGAACUAAUUUGCUACUGGUUACUAUAAUUGUAGUGCCUGAGCACUAUAAAUGUAAUUCUGCGCUCCCCUCAGUAACAUUGCCUUGGUGUGAGCUCAGCAAUCGGCAGGGAAAGUGGUUAUUGUCACCACAUGUAGUGCCAGUUUCAUAGGUCAUUUUGGUGCAAUUCGUUUUCGUAUCACUCAUUUUUGUAUGUUAUCGUGUCAGUCAUUUUUGAACAGUGUAUUGUGGGGUUUUGGCUUACAUUUAGGGACACAAUAGGAUAAUGAUAAUGACUGUAGUGUAGCAUUGUGGAAAGAUUCUAACCUCAAAACUGUGCAAGAUUCUUUUUUUGCGGUAUUUUUGUGGUUCAUCUGGUUAAUAAACCCCUGCUUUUUCCCUCCAUUUGGCAAUACUGAGGGCCUGUGAACACUUUAGUUUGCUGCUAUCUGAAAACUACGUCCACACUGACAGGAUUGCAGUGCAUGCUAUAAUAUGUCUCUCCUAUUGGAGUGGCCAGCCGCAGAGAAUUUGGGAGGAUCUCUUCACCCAAACCAGAAAUUAUUAAAUACUCUAGCCACAAACAGACAAAAGCAAGAUCAGUUAGCCACUAUGGAACUGGAGAAAUCAAACUAUUUUUCUCUGUUUGCCCUUUAAAAACUGUGGUUGUCUCUAUGCCCACAUCAUAAUAUGUCUUCAUGAAAGUAAUCCGUGAUUUCGGCCCUAUCCAGAUCAUCCCCCAAUGAAUACAGACCUUAUAAAUAUAUCUUAUAAGGUGUGUAUUCAUUGUCAUCGUGGUGAAAUUGAGAGCAUCUCUCACUUCACAACAGUGAAUACUGUGACAACGGCAACAUCUCUACAUUCCCCUGAGGCCGCGAGGACAUCAUUAUCCUUUCCCGUAAUUGUGGCAACAUCUUGUCACAAAGACAUCAUCAUCGUCUCUCAUAAUUGUGGCAAUAUUUGACAAUGGCCCAUGGUGUUGAAGACAUCAUCAUCGCAUUUGCGAUUAAAGAAUUAAAACUUUAUUGUGGGGUUUUGGCUUACAUUUAGGGACACAAUAGGAUAAUGAUAAUGACUGUAGUGUAGCAUUUGGGACGGGUGGCGUCGUCCUGUAAUCCAGCUACUAGGAGGUCACGAAUUGUGGAUAUUUAUAGGGAUGCACUGUGGAUGCGAUGCUCCCUGGUGUGGAUUAACGUCCGCACUAGUGAGUACUACGACUAUCCGCAGUACUAUCCUGAUAAUUAGACCAAUUCGUAAAUUACAAGGAUAAAUGUGGUUCGGAUUCCACUAUAAACUGUAGGUCCCUUAGUUGCCAUUAGCUGUUUGGGCUAUUAAUUAACAGCUGUGUCUAAGGAACAUGUCGGCCUUAGUCACUAACAAGACUACAAGAUCGCGCCACUCAUCCUACACUCAUCCUACACUCAUAUUUGGGUUAAAAUACUCACAUAGUGGCGUCCCCAUCUUAACUAAUUGAUAAUUGAUUGAUUGAUUGAUUGAUUGAAAAGCAUCCUUUGCAAUCGCAAAGACAUCAUUUUGUUGCGACAAACUUUAAGCAAAUUUUAAAUUUGUAUAGCCUAGUCCUAUGUAAGUUCUAAUAGUAGGUCUAGUCAGUGCAUGGUCUAUCGCCAUUGUAUUUUGUCAAUUAUUUUAUUAUUUAGACCUAUUGAUUUAUUUAUAGUCUCUAGUCAAAUUUAAUGUAACCUCCUUGGUUAUUUUCUAUUUAGUCUGUUAUAUAUUUAUUUCAAGUUACCAAUAAAAUCUAUGUCUUAAUCAAAUUAUGAAAAGCCGAAAUUGUGUUGCAAGUGUUAGUAGUGUGUACGAAUUUAACAGAAAAUUGUUUAGGAUUACUGAUUAUAAUACCUUACAGACCAUCAAUGAAAAUUGUAAAUAUAAAAUUCCCCCCCCCCCUCCCAAAAACUCCUAGUGGUGUAAGUGUGUCUCUGGACACCCUGAUUAACACAAACACAGUAGGAUUCAUUUUUCUUAUGAGAGAUAGACUUGUAUUUGAAGAAACUGAAUAAAAUGCUGAUGGAAACUUAGAAAUUACAAUUUACACUUUUAGUUUCCUGUAAAACAAAAUAGAGUAUAGCACGAAAUCUUUCUAGAAAAUUUUAAAUUAUUAUUGUAGUAUUAUAUGUUACUGUACAAUGUCCAUAAGUAUAAAACGCUAGGAGAUAAAUUCUUCAUGGCCCAUGAGAUUAUUUAACACAUUAUUAUUAAAACAUUUUUUAGACAAUUUAUGAAAUCACUUGCGGUGGAUGCAUGCCUAAAAACAAGAGGGAAAUUUGAAAACCGUUACAGUUUGUAAUUACGUCCAAGCUUAUGUAUAUAUUUUUGUUAAUAUCAGAAACCAAAAUUUCCUGACUAAGAUCAGAUGUUUAUGGCUAAACUAGCGAACCUGGUGCUUGAAAUCGUGCACAAUCUAGACAUAGGAGAAGAAGGAUUUGUAUUAUAUUGAAUAUUGAUCUUUAUCUAUUCUGCGUUUUUGGGUAUCUUGUUUUUGUUGUAAAGCUAAAGAUGGUAAAAGGCCUGAGUGAGUUUGUAGUUUACAAGCCCGUUUUUGCAGUUUUUUUGUGAAAGUCAGUAAGAGAUUCUCUUCUGAUUAACGGACGAUAACCUAAAUGAUUAAGCCAAGGCCCCUCGUUCCCACCACCACCCCUGGCAUAAGUCUGGGACUUAUUUUCCAGGCCACAUUCGGUAAAAAAUAUUUUUUUCUUCUCGGGCUUCGGCCACUUUCAAUCCUCGUCCAGACACACCUUAUGUGUCCAAAACCCUAACAGCACAAUGACUCCCUUCCCCCUACCGCCCUGAGCAAUACGGAUCAUUUUGAUUCAGUCUAACCUUUUCCCUCCCCUUAACGGGAAUGCUUUCAUUCCUUUUCUUUCAUUGUUUUUGUUUCUUUCUUUUUUUCAAUUUAAAAGCCUACUUUCCUGAAGGUCUCAAUUGUUUCCAUGUCUUUCAUCAAGUUUGAUUUUCUCCACUCUAGACCUUUCCUAUCCAAGACUUCUUCCUGUUCUCUCCUAUUUGCCUCCUGAAGUGGACACCAAUACUUCACAAAUUCAUCUUAAAAUUGUCCAUACUUUUAAAUUCUUUUCUUUGAAAUGGCGACCAUACGAAAGUAUGUUCAGUGACAAAACGGUGUUUAAUAAUGACCCAUCUCCCAAUCAUGUUCAAGCUUCCUUCUGAUGUUUGGCAUAUAUCCGAACGUUUACCUUUAUUCCUCACUCUGCUUCCAGCGCAUUUGCCACUCAUCUAAUGUCUCCUCUCUUCUGGCACUCUUGAUUUUCGAUGUAGUCCUACCAGCCUCCUUGUCUUCCAAAAUUCUAAUCCUUUCUUCAAUGAGCAGGUCAAGUAGUAUGGCUCCGGUAAAACCCUAAUAAUAUCAUGCGAUACUGGGUUGUAUAAUUUCCCUACUUUCAAUCAAACUCUUCUUUGCAUACUCAUAAGUUUCCUGUUCAAUCUUAUCUUCCCAGCAUCCUUACCCAAAAACUCACAUCCCUACAGCAUUGCUGGCUCAGUACCCUUUGUACAGCGUCAUCAAAUUCUUCCCAGUCCUGCCUCUAUUGGCUCUGGUCUGUUCUAUUAAUUUUGCGAAGACUCCUUUCAUUUUUUUGCACAUUUCCUCCAUAUGUUUUUCAAAAGUCAUUUCUUUACCUACAGUAACUCCUUAAUCAAGCCUGACAACAUAUCAUUUUCCUGUUUCCUGUUUAAAACAACAUUGUCGUUUUCUAGAAAUGUGCCCAUCCUAUUUUCCGAUAUAAUCAAAAAUUCUUUUAGGAGAUGAAAAACAUGCUUAAAACUAAUAUAACUUUCUGAUCAUUAUUCUUUAUCAUAAAUAAUCAUACAGAAGAAUGCAGAUUCCCUUACAAUAGAUGAAAUAGGAUAACAAAUUAUUGUUCUUUCGAUAUUGAAAUCCCCCACUCAUUAAAUAAUAUCCUGUGGUUUAGUUUCAGUAAAAUAAAUAUCUUAAAAAUCACAACAAAUAGUGUAGCUGCUGUACUGUUGUAAAGUUGACUUUCAAAUUCAUUGAACCUUUAUAAAAGUGUUUUGCAGUGCCAGUGAAACUCAAAUUUUUUAACAACAAAAAAAACAAGAGUACAUUUUAGAGAAACUCUACCAAAAAUAUGUAUUGUACAAACUCUAUUUUCAACCCACGCUAUAAAUAAAAUAUGUGAUUGGAAUUUCGUCCAUUUGCUUUGAUUUUCUCUUUGUAUUUUGUUAUUUUGUUACCACAACCCAUAAGGCCCAUGUUAAUUUUUUUAAAUUAAUAUUUUGUGCUUAUUUUUGUAAGUUUUGCAAAAGUUUUUUAGUAUAUAAGAUACUAGCUGUACCCGCGGGCUUUGCCCUGUUUAACUUCAUAAGUGAGCUCGUUCGCAUGGCUCAAUCACGUCCUGCUUGAAGUUCGUUCGCUACGCUAACUCGCCUCCAGGUUGAAGUUCGUUCUCUACGCUCACUCACCUUUUGGUUGCAAAUUUGCUGUUGUCAUAAAUAAAAAAAAAUAAUAGUGCUGCACCCUGUUGGUAAUCCUUGUAACUUUAAUGCUAUUGAACAUCAUAGAACAGAACCGACUUGUUUAUUUUAAACAGCUGUUAAAGAUUCCUUAAUUCCAUUUAAAUAUGAGUACUCAUUAGGUUAACAUGGGAAACUCCAGAGCCACUGGGGGGAGACCGAGAGUCCGAUCAGAAUAAAAACAACUUAGUUUUCCUAUUUAAUGCCUAAAGAAUCAGUGUAACAAAUUUCAGCCUCCUAGGUAAAUGGGAAGUAAAAGAAUUAGUGAUGAGUGAGUGAGUCAGUGAGGUCUUUGCCUUUUAUAUAUAUAGAAGAUGGAUUAGAUAGUUUUUUUUUUUUUUUUUACUGCUAAUAUCAGCAGCCAACCUCUCACUAAUUUGUAAACCCUAUGAUUUAUAAACCCAUGGAAAAGUCAUAGUUAUGUUUGUGUUUGAAUAGAACAAGUCGGCACUAGAUUGUUUUGACAAGGUUUUUUCUCUAAUUCACAACUGAGUAAAUUGGAUAUAUUUUAGUCAACUUGACAUCAAAUUUAACCUGAAGUUAUUAUAUUCUUUUUUUGUCCUAGGACGCUAGGCACGAGCCUGGGAUUGUUUUUCACAUUACAUCAGGCUAGACCUAGGGGUUGCGGCAUUAUCACUUAGAUAAAAUCCAUUGGUGACUAGGCGGGGAUCGAACCAGGGACUGAAGUCCCGCGCUCUAACCACUAUGUGGGGGGGGGGGCCAGCUCGCUCCCCCGAAGUUAUUAUUUUAACAGAAAGAACUGCACACUUUUCACCUCUGAUCUGUUAAGGUUUUGAUCAAUUUGUUGUUGAAAUAAAAGUUUGUCCUUAUUUUAAAAGGAUGGAUGGUUUUCGACAUCUACUGCUUUAACAUGUUACAAUCUUAAUGUUUAUGGCUAAAUAUUGGUUGUUUGCUGCUAACAGAUCAUUCAAAUAAACUUUCCAUAACAUGUUUUUAGUCAUAACUUUUUAAAUGUAGUCCUAAUAACAAAAAUUACACAAUAUUUUAUUUACAAUAAUAUCCUGUAUCCAUUCAAAAUUUGUCAUUCAUCUAUUCAAAGGCUUAAUUUACCUGUGUACUUUAAAAAAAAAAAACACUUAUUUGUACAUUUGCGUUUUUGUAAAUGUAGGUCUACUGUAUUAUUUAAAUUGAAAGUGUAUAAGUUUUGCCAAUCAAUAAAACAUACUGAAUAAUAAUUUAUAUUUAUGUGUAUAUUUAAGGACAA